AUGGACGGGUAUAGGAGUUGGAGCAUGAUGGAAUGGCAGUCUCGGUUCCCAAGCUCAGCCGUUCUACCUCGCACUCUCAAUCAUUCAAAAUCUAUUGGCGGCCUGUCUGGUGGGAGGAAAUCAUACGAUCCUGAGCAUAAUGAGCGCUACGGACCUCAUAAGUUAUCUUUCGACCCGUCGGUAAAAUCAGCAAGCCAUACGCCCCGUCGCCGGCGCCACAAGAUCACUCUCGAGAGCACUCGAAACGAUGAAAACAGCAGCGAAACAAGUCCAGGCAUCUCGCCAACCCCCCCUACACGACCAAAUACCCUUUCUAGAGCGUACAAAUCAUCGUCCGGGUCGAAUUCUGCUUGUGCUACGGCAGGUAAUCUCUGGGUUCUGAGCUCAAGAAAGCCUUCGAAGCUGUCAGUCUUGGAAAGUGCCGCACCUUCGUCUUCAAAUCAUAACGAGGAGGCCUUUAAGUUCUCUCCGAGUGACUCUAUGGUGCCGGGGUCGCGUCCAGAACCCAACUUCUCCCCUUCCAACCACCAUCCGGACCUUGUAUUUAGCUUGCCUGCUGACUCAAGCACCACCUCAACAAUCCAUCGUGUCACAUCUUCUUUGAAUGGAACACCUCUACCAGAGGGAUCUUUUGACAAAACGAAGUCAAAACUGCCUACUGGACAACUCCCAAAGACACCUCCUAUAAGCCCACCGAUCAUCCGCCAUCUGCCUGCGGGCGAGAACUCUAGCUUUGAUCAAGAAUACUUUUCUGUAGACACCGACCCGGUUGAUCUAGGAGAGGAUAAACCUUGUCCUCUGGCAUGUCAAAACUACGCGGAUCGGCAGGGCCUCCUUUGGGACAGGGCGAGCCGCAUGCUCGAAAGACAUUUCCUGAAUCCGGCGAGCCUAACCCAGUCAGAGUUCGCAUCAUUGGUCUCCAAUCGCGAUGAAGACAUCUCAAAUUGGCUUCAGAGCAACAUUUCGCCAAUCAUUCAUCGGACUGUAGCAAAUUGGACCCAGGUAAACAGAGAUUUGGUCGAAGCUGGUAUAUCUCUUUGUGAACUGAAGGAGAAAUUCCUUGAUGAAAUUGAAUUUAUGGAUCACUCUGAGCAAAUGGAAUUCAUUCAAAGCUAUAAAUUGAUUGAGAGUCGGGUCAUAACUGCCAUGGAAACCCUCAACUUUACAGCCCAACAACGUCGGGAACUUGAAUCCAUGUCUAUCGUGGAAAAGUAUGACUACAUCACAAGCUGUGUUACGCUUCAAGAGUUGGAAGAAACGAUUGCACCGUCAAAAACAAUCAACGACAGUCGGAAACCGAAUUGUCGUCAGACCAAGGUGGAUUAUCUCAAGGCGGAGAUAGCUGAGAAGCUCAGACACCUUCAGCUAAAGCUUGAGGAGAUGAAAUCAAUGGACAAGUCGACGGACAAGCUCGAGGAUGGGCUGUCACGGACUACUAAGUCCCGUGUGAUAUGGAGAUCCGAGGACUACGAUCAUGACAAUGUCGAAUUGCCCUCUUAUGGGGAGCCGGAGAAGGAGCAUCUGAAUAAACUCUCUAUAGUUCGCACUGCACCUGUCUAUCGCCAGCGGGUAGCACACGACGAUCCCUUCAUCGAUAGAACGGACUGGGAGGGGAAACCCUUCUACGAUUAUUCGUCUCCAUCUCAGUAUCCUCGGGCGAACGAUCCCACCACUUGGGACCUAGGAAGCAGUAUCUCGGAUUGCACGAGUGUACCAUAUUAUGAUGGGAUCGAGUACCAACAUUACGUGGAUAAUAAUUGGCGUUGUUACGAAGACAGAGCCAUUUCUAUUACCAAACGAAAAGAUCCCGGUGCGGUCUUGCCAAUCCCUGACCAGGCGGUUGACUCCAGUGUCAAAAACCGAGUUCUGUACGACACUCCUGAUAUCUAUGAAAAAGCCCAGAAAGCUGCAAAAGAGAUAUCGGAUAUCUAUCAAGUUCUGGAAAGACGUUCUGUUAGUUCUCCGAAGACACACGAAAACUAUAAGACUGGGGAUGAUGAACAGCACAGGGACUCUGCUGUUUGUAUAGAAAGGGAUCUUCUGCCGAAUCAGCGAAAAGAGAAUGUAACAGCACGCAAUACUAAUACGAUACCCGUCAUUAAAAAGCCCUCAAUGUGUAGCAUCCUGUCCGAGAGCUCGACAACUUCAGUUCAUGUUGUGUUGAGAAAAGUCAGUGCAAGCAAACCAGACCACAUUCGACAAAAUCUGGCGACCAGUAUUCAUAUCGAAUUGGUAGACGCUCACGACAAUGCAAUUAGUUCUGACGUUGGCAAAAGCUCUUUUGAAGCUGGGAAAGAAGAUGUUCUAUCUGUCGACCUCCCAAGAAACAGAAGUGUCCGGAAGAAGAUCAGCAGGUUCUUUGGAUCUCUUAAAAGGGGAUCUCUCAGACGUAAGGGACGGCCAAAUGUAGUCAUGGAUGAGUGA
Molecule: messenger RNA, 2424 nt
Organism: Glarea lozoyensis ATCC 20868
Lineage: Eukaryota; Fungi; Ascomycota; Leotiomycetes; Helotiales; Helotiaceae
Exons: 2
Coding region: 1-2424 (807 amino acids)
Source: RefSeq, a predicted model, not a curated record